CAGCGGCCCGGCCAUCCCAGAAGCAAUGAAAGAGUUAAGGAGCUCAGAGUCGCUCAGAGUCUCUGCAGUACGGAGCAGAUGCAUCGGAAGGACGCAGAGACAGUCCGACUCAUCAAUGGUGGGAGAUGCGUCUCUUCCUCUUGCACGUGGGGACCAUUAGCGACACCUUCCAGUUCUGGGCCGUUUUUAAACCGCAUCAAAUCAGAGAAGUAGACAACUGAAAGUCACUAAGUUCCCUUUUCUACCAAUAAAGUUGAAGAAGCGCGUUUGGUCACGUACUGUGUCUGGAUCAUCCUGCAGACUAAGAACGAUCACCAUGUCAAGUUGCUCUGACACGCUGCGCUUCAACCUGCGGGCCCACGGGGACUCCGUCCUGUACAAGAUGAACGCUCUGAGAGAAGAGCAUCGCUUCUGCGACGUCACACUCAUCCUCGGGAGCGCAAACGCCUCCUCUGGCCCGUCUGUCCACUUCCGUGGUCACAGGGUGGUACUUGCGGCCUCCUCCGACUUCCUGCGCGAUCAGUUCCUGCUCCACGGAGAGCAGGCGGAGAUGAGCCUGGCCGUAGUUUCCUGCGUGAGAGUCGCCAAGACGCUGCUGCUGUCCUGCUACACCGGGCUCCUCGAGGUACCUGUGGCAGAACUGAUCACCUACCUGACUGCAGCCAGCGUCCUCCAGAUGAGCGAGGUGGUGGAUAGAUGCACUCAAGCCGUGUCGCAGUACCUCAAACAUUCGGCCAAGUUUUCGGGCGAACCUGCAAGACGCUCCGAGGAGACCGAGCACCAGCAGCCGUACAGAAACUGGCUGGUUUCCAGUGUCGUCGAUGGUAGGGAAAAGGAUGUGGUCCAGCCCGGCACCAGCAUCCAGGAAGAUAAGACAAAGGUAGGGGGAGCGGUUCUUGGUCGGGCAAUGUGUGGGGGCAGCCAAGAAUCUGAGGUGCGCAGCGAACACACCGGAGAGACCGUAGAGGACAGGAAGUUCGUGAGACCUACAAAGGAGUCGUCAGGGGAUCGGGGAUUAGAUCUUGACACCUUUGAGUCAGAGGAAGGUGGAGGAAACCCCGCAGCGGCUCUCAAGGAGAGGGUUUUCCAAGACCUCGCCGCCUUCCCGCCUUUUGAGAUCGGAAGUAACUCGGCUCGCGCACAGCCGGUGGACGUCGGCCAGAAACGACAGAAACAGGUAGAGCAGGGGGAAAAACCAGAGAAAAACGCCGCUGCACUCCAAGCCCAACAGGAACGUGGCGGAGAGCCGACAGCUUCUGAAACCUCUGCCCUCUCGGGAGCGCACCCGGCAAAGACGGCAGGAGACGCGCCGGAGGCCUCACACGCCGUCCUGGCUCAGAGGCCGUACCUGUGCAGGAGGUGCGACAAAGUCUUCCAGCGCCUGGAGAGCUACGUGGGCCACCUGAAGGAGCACAGGCAGUACUCCUGUUUGGUCUGCGGGGAGGGCUUUCCCCACAAGAGCAAACUCAGCCGCCACGUGCGCGUCCACCCCGACGCCAAGCCCUUCAGGUGCCCGCUGUGCCACGAAGUGUUCCUCCAGAAGGGGUCACUGCAAGAACACCUGCACGUGCACACGGGAUGCAAGUACGCUCUGGACCCGACGUGCAAAUCAGGUUUGCGAGGCCGAGACGGAGAAAGAAAUGGCCAAAGUGGAACGAUAGCUCAAGCAGAGGGUGGAGAAAGUUAGGAUCAAAGUGGGAUUAUUGCUGGUUUACAUUUGGGAAAAUUGGAAUGGCUUCAUUUAAUAUUACUUUUUUUUUCUUUGAAUAGAAAAAUAUAAAUGUUGAAUGCUAUAUUAGGUAGUGGGCCUCAUGUCAUUGAAGUUUUUCUGCGUCAGAUAGCCAAUUGUUGUUGAAAAUGUUUUGCUGUCUGUCUCUGUUCAGAAUGAGUGGGAAUUAAAAAAAAUGUAUCUCUGUGCUUGAUAUCUUAGAAGAACAUCUUACUUAUUCAAGCCGCACAUUUCUUAUCCCCAAUGCAGAAAUACAAUUAUAAUUUGUACACCAUCCCUGUCGUUCUAAUAAAACUUGAUGUCUUGA
This is a messenger RNA of Fundulus heteroclitus (mummichog), 2036 nucleotides long. RefSeq names its product zinc finger and BTB domain-containing protein 26-like. Bases 317 to 1687 code for a protein of 456 amino acids. Gene Ontology annotation, molecular function: RNA polymerase II cis-regulatory region sequence-specific DNA binding; protein binding; DNA-binding transcription factor activity, RNA polymerase II-specific. Lineage: Eukaryota; Metazoa; Chordata; Actinopteri; Cyprinodontiformes; Fundulidae. The record is from RefSeq and is a predicted model, not a curated record. The transcript has 3 exons. Gene Ontology annotation, biological process: regulation of transcription by RNA polymerase II.